Molecule: messenger RNA, 5028 nt
Organism: Oryza sativa Japonica Group (Japanese rice)
Lineage: Eukaryota; Viridiplantae; Streptophyta; Magnoliopsida; Poales; Poaceae
Source: RefSeq, a predicted model, not a curated record
ACUAUUAUAUGAAUUGGCUAUUAAAUCGCCUGCAGAUGAUUUGGAGCCCAUGGUAGGCUAUACUAUUAAACUUGCUCUUAUCUCAGGCACAAUAUCUUCCCAGCACACCAACUCAUUCGGCCCAUUUGACGGAGGAGCGGAAGUGAACAACCGCGCCACGCCAUGGGGCGAAGCGAGUCGGCGUCCGCAGGAUUUCCCUCUCCGCCCGUGCCCUAAACCGCUCGCCGCCGGCGACGUUGCGCCCCCGACCGCGAGUGGGCCGGCGGCGAUGUCCGGCCCCGUCGUUCCCCUCGCCUGGACGGCUCAAGGGCCCUGCGAGCCCUCCCCUGGCUCUGGCCCGCUCCCCGUUUCCGCCGCCGCUAGCGAUCCGCCGGCGCCCUCCUCGUCGGUGCCCGCCGGCGGUCGUGAGCCCUCCGCUAGCGGGCUGCCCCCCGCGGUGACUCCUCAGCUUGGGGAUCAUGAUCAAGGUGGUUUACCUAACUGUGUGCCAAAAGUGGGGAUGACCUUUAAUUCAGAGAACGAAGCUUAUGAUUUCUACAACUCCUAUGCUAGAAAUGUUGGGUUUAGUAUCCGGAAGAACCACGCAAAUACUAGGGCGGAUGGGAGUCUUUGCUCCAAAUAUUUCCUGUGCAGCAAUGAAGGGCAGCCGGUGGCAAGCACUACCCAGCCGGGGCGGAAGAAACGUUCUUCAACAAGAUCUGAUUGCAAGGCUCGUCUUCAGUUCUAUAUUUCCCGAGAAGGUAUCUGGACAGUGCAGAAGGUUGAGCUCGAUCAUAAGCACUAUCUCGUAAGUCCUGAUAAGUCACACAUGUUAAGGUCCCAGCGCCGUUUGACACCGUCAUAUCAACAGAUAGUGAAUGAAAUGCGGCAAGAAGGUAUUACAGCAGCUGAUAUGCAAAGAGUAUUUCGGCAAUGGUCCAGGGGAGCUGAAAAUGUGCAUCUUCUGAAGAAAGAUACUCAGAGAAAGUACCUCCAACCAAGUUAUGCACAGAAAUUGCUUGAGUAUUUGAAGAACAAACAAACAGAAAAUCCUUCAUUUUUUUAUGCAGUUCAGCUGAAUGAUGAUGGUCGAAUAGCAAACUUCUUCUGGACAGAUUGUCAAGCUAUUGUGGAUUAUGCUUGUUUUGGUGAUGUCGUGUCUUUUGAUACAACAUUUGAAACAAACAAGUUUGAAAUGCCGUUUGCUCCAUUUGUGGGGACUAACCAUCACAAACAACCCAUUUUGUUUGGAGCUUCGCUGAUAUAUGAUGAAUCUUCAGAGUCUUUCAAUUGGCUGUUUCAAACCUUCCUUACGGCAAUGUCUGGGAAGCAACCGGCAACAAUUUUCACAGAUCCCUCUGCUGAAAUAAUAAAGUCUGUUAGGUUAGUGUUUCCAAACUCAAGUCACCGCCUGUGUUUGCGGCAUAUCUGUCAUAAUGCUGUUAAGCAUUUGAAUCACGUAAUUUGCAACCAUCCAGAAUUUCUAUCUGAUUUUAAGAGACGUAUCUAUGAAGAAAGGUCUGUAACGUUCUUUGACUUGAAGUGGAAGGAAUUGGUUAACGCAUAUAAUCUAGACGGCAAUGAUUGGAUGAAUAAUUUAUAUGCAAUGCGUGAAAAGUGGGCUGCUGUGUAUUCCCGUGACUCAUUUUACGCUGACAUGAUGACAAUCCAAAAUGCUGAAGGCACAAGUGAUGCAUUGAAGAAUUUUCGGAGGAAACUCUGCCUUCCAGAAUUCUUAGAGGAGUAUGAGAAGUGCAUAACUAGUUUCCGCCAAAAUGAACUAGAAGCAGAUUAUAAUUCCCGUCAAACCAGUCCGGUUCCCUAUGUUCCUGAUUUGCCUAUGUUGAAGACGGCUGCUGAGUCCUAUACAAGGAAUUUGUAUUCGCAUUUUGAAGAAGAAUUCAAAAAAUUGUUCACUCUGUCUUGUUCGUUGCUAUCACAAGACAGAACAAUCAGUACUUACAAAUUGACACCUUUAAAUUCUGAAGAAGAAGCAUAUGUUGUUUUUAAUUCUGAGGAUACAACAGUAUCAUGUUCUUGCAGGAUGUAUGAGUGCACAGGUAUGCUAUGCAAGCACGCGCUGCGAGUCCUUAACUACAGCAAUAUUUUUACAUUCCCCUCACACUAUGUUUACAAAAGGUGGACAAAAUAUGCAAAAGCCGGACUAUUUGGCUGCAGAAACAAUUCCCAAAGCGGCAAUGGAAGUUCGAUGUUAAGAUGUGCGCGUAUAUCUCAAAAGAUGCACUCAGUUGCUCUAAGAUAUUCGAUGUCAGAAAAGGCGCUUCAGUUUUUGGAAAGUGGGGUAGAUAAGUUGACAUGUGAAGUAGAAAAUUUACUUAGUCACAUAAACUUAAAUGGAAAUGGAAAUGAUACCGGUCAAUCUUCUGGUUUUUGCAAUGGUGCAAUGGCAGAAAGUUUAGGCCAUUCAGAAUCAAUGUACAGCGAAGGGGCCUAACCGCCUAACCUGCAAAAAUACUAGAAAAAAGUGUUCUCAAGGAGGAAAAUGGAAAUGCACUGCUAGAAGGAGAGGCACCUACAAUCAACUGUUAUUUUCUGUUUAUGUUAAAUUCAAAUCUCAGUUCUUAACUGUGUGAGGCACUACUCCAAAAAGGAAAAAAAAUUCAAAGAGAAUCAUGUUGGUCUCAUCAUAGAUAGAGGGCAUCCAAUUCUCUAGUUGCUGUAGUUCUCUUAACUUUUUCUCCUCUUUGUUCAGGGAUGAAUCAUACAUAAUUCUGGGCAUAUCAUCAGCUCUCCAUCUACUUGGAGUUAACUUCCUACCACUUCCGUCUUCGUCCAAAGCGAGGCAGAGUCCAUAAAACUCUAGUUCGGUGAUUUGCCGAUGUUGUUUCGCCAUCUGCGUUUGAACUGCUGUGCUUAAUUUGGUGAUCCGCUAGAAAUGCACUCAAAAUAUAGCAGCGUAGGAUAGUUCUAAAAAUGUCCGAUAUGUUAUAUUUUAGGACGAAGAGUACAUGUAAGGAACAAGUGCGUAGGAGCAGUAACUUGUUUAGGAGUAGCUCUGCACAAUGAAAAUAGUAUUCUGGUUCUCUGUUGCCUUUCUGCCUAUAUACAGUACUCCCUCGGUUUUUUAAUAGGUGAUGUCAUUGAGUUUUAAACAUACGUUUCAGUUUCAUCAUUCGUUUUACUUAAAAAUUUUAUGCAAAUCAUGCUUAAAAGACUUUAAGUGAUAAAACAACUCACAACAAAAUAAAUUGUAAUUACGUAAAUUUUUUGAAUACCACAAAUGGUCAAACAUGUGACUUUUGAAAAAAGUCAACGGUGUCAUUUAUUAAAAAAAUCUGAGAGAGUAUUUAUUUAUCUUCCAAAAUGUGCAAUGUGUUAGUUUCGAAUUGAGAUCCACUGCAGUCCUAACUGUGGCUGCGAGUUAGGAACUGCACAUCAUCUCAGUCAUCCAUUUUUCCAGUGAACGGUCUAGAUCUGAUGCUAUAGUGCUGCUGCUACAGUAGUUCUGCAGUUUUUUUCAGAUGUGAACAGUACUUUGUAGAUUCUAGACCCUUGGAUUUGCAUCAAAAGUUCCUAGUGUGACUGCUCACACUAGGUGUUGCACCGGAUCCAAAUCCGUUAGUUUCUGUUGGCUAUCAAGGUCGCUGUUGACCAGAGUCUGCCGCUGCGUGCCCUCAGCCUAGGUGCAGCUCGCGCCGUUGGAUCACUUGGUCGAAGCGUGUCCGUGUGCCACGUCAUCGUGUACACCACACCACACCAGCUUCGAGCUCUGAUUGGUUGGCUGACGUGUCCGUCUCCACGCCUAUUUAUUCGCUCUUCCCGCGCGCGUCCCGCCCGGCGACGGCGACCUCACCGGCGUCGACGUCACCGGCCGACGACGACGAGACUUCAGCGAUGACCACCGCCCAGCCACUCCAGCACGAGCAUGACCCGUCCCCGCCGGAGCCGGACGCCGACGCCGACGACGAGGAGGAGGAGUCGCGGGUGUGGUCCCAGAUCAAGGCCGAGGCGCGCCGCGACGCCGACGGCGAGCCGGCGCUGGCGUCGUUCGUGUACGCCACCGUGCUCUCCCACCCCACCCUCGCCGGCUCCCUCGCCUUCCACCUCGCCAACAAGCUCGCCUCCUCCUCCACGCUGCUCUCCUCCACGCUCCUCUACGACCUCUUCGCCGCCGCCCACGCCGCGCGCCCCGACCUCCGCGCCGCCGCCGCCGCCGACCUCCUAGCCGCGGGCGCCCGCGACCCGGCCUGCGCGGGCCGCCUCUCCCACUGCCUCCUCGACUACAAGGGCUUCCUCGCCGUCCAGGCCCACCGCGUCGCGCACGCGCUCUGGGCGCAGGGCCGCCGCGCCCUGGCGCUCGCGCUCCAGUCCCGCGUCGCCGAGGUCUUCGCCGUCGACAUCCACCCGGCCGCCGCCGUGGGGAGCGGCGUCCUCCUGGACCACGCCACCGGGGUGGUCAUCGGCGAGACCGCCGUCGUCGGCGACGGCGUGUCCAUCCUCCACCACGUCACGCUGGGCGGGACCGGCGAGGCCGUCGGCGACCGGCACCCCAAGGUCGGCGACGGCGUGCUCAUCGGCGCCGGCGCGACCAUCCUCGGGAACGUCAGGAUCGGCGCCGGCGCCAAGAUCGGGGCCGGGUCGCUGGUGCUCGCCGACGUGCCGCCGGGGGCCACGGCGGUGGGGAACCCGGCGAGGCUGCUGCUCGGCGGGGACCAGCGCGGCGGCGCGCCGGCCGGUGAAUCCAUGGACCAUGCCUCCUUCAUGCUGGAGUGGUCGGAUUACACCAUUUGAGUAGGAGUGGCAUCGUACGGACUACAUUUGUACUACUCCUUAGCCAUGUGUUUGUACUUGCCUGUAAAUGCAAGUGUGUAAGCAGAGUUAGCUUGUAACCACCUGAAUUUCGUCGAAUUUUACCAAUUCUGCUGAAUCCCAUCGAAUUAUACCAAUACGCGCCCUGUUGAUAAGGUCGAAAACCGAGCAGUUACUGUCGGUUUUGUGAACCUUUUGCUUCCGACACAUGUACUGAAAAUUCACCUGUAAUUUCGCAAAAGUUCCUUAAAAUUUCGGCAUAUGUGCUUUUGAUUUUUA